AUGUCGCCCUUAGUUAAGACAUGGAUUCCCAUUUCUAGAGAAUUGACAAAGAAAAUAGAUGUAAACAAAAAAUAUGAGGAAUGCGUUCAGACUUUAAAUUCAUUACAGAGCAAUGAACAGACUCUAGAAAAGAUCCAACAAGCGCGUGAUAAAGAUGCACCACUGUACGUUUCUAAUAUUAUAAAAUGGGCAUCCAGAGUAGGAAUGACCUUGGAUGACGUUGAUAGAUUAAAGGUUAUACAUGUCAGUGGAACCAAAGGUAAAGGUUCAACAUGUGCAUACUGCGAGAGCAUCCUACGACAUCAGGGGUUCAAAACAGGAUUUUACAGUUCUCCUCAUCUUGUCGAAGUGAGAGAGCGAAUUCGAGUUAAUGGACAGCCCCUUUCACAUGAAAAAUUUGUCUCUUAUUUCUGGGAUGUGUUCAACAAGCUAAAAGAUACAAAGGAACAAAAUAAUGGUUCUAUGCCGGCAUACUUUGCGUUCCUUACCCUAAUGGCAUACUAUACUUUUCUGCAAGAAGAAACAGAUGUAGCUAUCAUAGAAGUUGGUAUUGGAGGCCAGUAUGAUUAUACUAAUAUGGUGAGGACACCAGUAGUUUGUGGAGUUACUUCCCUUGGAAUUGAUCAUGUUUCUAAUUUGGGAAACACUAUUGAGAAGAUUGCAUGGCAUAAAGCUGGUAUUUUCAAAUAUGGUGUCCCAGCAUACACAUCUCCUCAGUGUCCUGAAGCACUAAAAGUUCUUUAUGAAAGAGCAAAGGAAAGGGAGUGCCAUCUGCAAGUUGUUCCCGACUUCACCUUCUACCAAUUACCAGGUGAGAAGUUUAAGCUGGGUAUAGCUGGAAAGAUGCAGAAAGUCAACGCUUCGCUGGCUUUACAAUUGACAAGGAAAUGGAUGGACACUCAGGGAGCUAUACAAGAGGAAGAAUUAAAUGGUACAGAAGCUGUCAAAGGACAUGUUGAUAUAGAAGUAGCAAAGUCUUUCCGUUUGAAACAAUCCUUGAUAGACGGUUUAGUCGAAUGCAAAUGGCUAUGUAGAAAUCAGACCAUUAAGAAAAACAAGUUAACAUACUAUUUAGAUGGUGCACAUACCGUUGAAAGUAUUCAGCAGUGUGUUGAUUGGUUCCAAAAACAUUCCAAACGAGAAGCAAAAAGGAUCGGUGGUAAAGUGGUUAAAAUUUUGCUGUACAAUACAAAAGGAGAUAGAGAUGUAACACGUCUCUUAAGACCACUCAUGUCAUGUGAGUUUGAUGCAGCAGUUUUCUGUCCAAACAUAUCAUACACAACAUCAUCAGUGUCAGACACUACUAAUAUGAACUUCUCUAAGGAAACCCAACUACAAAAAUGUCAGCAUAUUAUGGAAACAUGGAAGGAACUUUCUCGUUCAAAGACAAAGAAUAUUGAGAUUGAUCAAUUUACAGAAGUUCAAAAAAGUACUACUUCAAUGACAAAUCCGGGAUUGACAGCAGAUUGUAACCUCAAUAACUUUUCAUCUUGCCAUACUCAGUCCCAUGAAAAUGUGGACCAAUCAAAACAGAAUGAUUACACUGCUUCAUCUUCAUCUUCAAGUGGUACAGAUUUAACUGAUGAAUGCACACAGAAACAUCUUGCUACUGACUGUGAUGGCUUUGUCGUAAACUUUCCAUGUAUUUAUGAUGCCCUUCUAUGGGCAUCUCAUGGCAGAGACGAUAACUUGAAGGAUGCUUGUAUGUUUCCAUCUCAGGUCCGUGGGGCCAAUCAUGUACAGAUAUUAGUAACAGGCGGUAUGCAUCUAGUAGGUGGAGUACUUGGAAUUGUCAGUGACGAUUACAAAUAA
Mytilus trossulus (common blue mussel) is the source of this 1812-nucleotide messenger RNA. RefSeq names its product folylpolyglutamate synthase, mitochondrial-like. Bases 1 to 1812 code for a protein of 603 amino acids. The record is from RefSeq and is a predicted model, not a curated record. The transcript has 13 exons. Gene Ontology annotation, molecular function: ATP binding; tetrahydrofolylpolyglutamate synthase activity. Lineage: Eukaryota; Metazoa; Mollusca; Bivalvia; Mytilida; Mytilidae. Gene Ontology annotation, biological process: tetrahydrofolylpolyglutamate biosynthetic process. Gene Ontology annotation, cellular component: cytosol; mitochondrion; cytoplasm.